AUGCUUAAGAGAACUAUUUUGUGCACAGCGCUCGUUUCAAUUGCAACUGCAAAUGAUCUCGCAUCAGUGAUUAAUGAAAAUCCUUCCUUAAAGUCCUACUACUCUGAAUUAUUUGGUGAAAAUUGGCAGAAGACAGUACUGGAGCUUUAUUCUGGUCUACAGUACGCAGCGGUUGCUUCAGAGUACGCGGCCUAUUCUAUUACAGGUGAGGCUACAGGUAUCACCUCUGCUGAUGGUGUAAAAGCAGAGGCAUCUGCAGCUUCAGCCGGAUCUGGGACUGCUUCAGGCUCAACUACCAAAGUGAGUGGAAGUUCUGCAUCAACUGGAUCUACUUCUGGAAAGUCAGCAACAGGCAGUUCAACCACCUCUAGCUCUUCAAACGCCGGAGUCUACUCCGUGGCAAUUCCAGUCGGUGGGGUCUUAGCUGCCUUGGUCGCUCUCUUUUAG
This is a messenger RNA of Dujonia railenensis, 447 nucleotides long. Lineage: Eukaryota; Fungi; Ascomycota; Pichiomycetes; Serinales; Debaryomycetaceae. The record is from the annotation of a GenBank genome assembly.